Molecule: messenger RNA, 936 nt
Organism: Saccostrea cuccullata (small rock oyster)
Lineage: Eukaryota; Metazoa; Mollusca; Bivalvia; Ostreida; Ostreidae
Exons: 4
Coding region: 1-936 (311 amino acids)
Biological process (GO): protein polyubiquitination; negative regulation of translation; proteasome-mediated ubiquitin-dependent protein catabolic process
Molecular function (GO): translation repressor activity; ubiquitin protein ligase activity
Source: RefSeq, a predicted model, not a curated record
AUGUCGUACCAUACAAACACAGAAAAUCUACUCCUAUCUAUGAACUACACUUCUAUCCAAAAUGUCCAAACCAUACACAGAAACAUUGUAAACUUUACUAAUCCCAGCUUUAUAAAAGAAAUUUUAAACAAUGAUUUUAAAGAACUGGAAAAAAGAAUAUGUCCUACAUAUGAAGAAAUUGCAUUAGAUUUAAACUCCGAAAGACUUAAUUUGGAAAAACAUUAUGAGAAACUGACAACAGCUGUCACCAAACAAGGAGAAGACUGGCACAGAGAAAUUAACAUCUGCAUACUUGAUCUAAAGAAAUUACUGGACUCCAAUGAUGUCUCCCUAACCUCUGCAUACAAAUCUAGGAAUGCUGAGUCCAGAAGUUUACCUCCUAAAAUCAAUGCUACAUUACCAAGUUUUUCUCCUCAUCAGAUCAACACACAACAGUUCAAUCAAAUGUUUGGUUCUCUGGCAUCAUUAUUCAUUACAACAGAAGAACAUCGCUACACGAUGAAGACAUCAGAAGAUGUAUCCUGUCCUCCAGUCAAACCACUGCUUGAUGAACCAGAGUUCAUUACCACCAUAGACACUGGUAAACACAUCAGUGAGAACAGAAACCUCAUUAUCUGUGUGGCUGACCGUGGAGCCGGUCAAGUAGUGGUGGUUAAUCAGGCAGGAAAACUCCGACUUAGAUACACUGGUCAUCCCUUUAUUACCAAGGGAUCAUUUUAUCCACGUGGCAUCACAACAGACAGUCAGAGUCAGAUCCUGAAAGCAGACAGUAAUAACGACUAUAUCCACAUCCUAGAUAAGGAAGGACAGUUCCUCUGUUACAUUGAAAACUGUUAUCUACAGCAUCCAUGGGGUUUACGUGUAGACACUAAAGACAACCUCUUUGUGGCUGAGUUUCACAUUGGUAAAGUCAAAAAAAUCAAAAACAUGUACUAA